Molecule: messenger RNA, 720 nt
Organism: Notechis scutatus (mainland tiger snake)
Lineage: Eukaryota; Metazoa; Chordata; Lepidosauria; Squamata; Elapidae
Source: RefSeq, a predicted model, not a curated record
AUGGGAUUGGAUUUGAGUGAGGAAAUAAUUGAAAUGGUCAUGGUGGCCAUCGAAUAUGGCCCCAAAGGCAUCACAGCCACGGCCGCCAGCAUCGGUGCCGCUGGGAUUCCCCAAUCGGGCCUUGUCACCAUGGUCAUCGUGCUCACCUCCGUCGGCCUCCCCACCGAAGACAUCACACUGAUCAUCGCCAUUGACUGGGCCCUGGACCGGUUACGCACCAUGACCAACGUCCUGGGCGACGCAUUGGCCGCCGGGAUCAUAGCUCACAUCUUCCGGAAGGAUUUCGCUCCAAAGGAGCCCGUGAAUGAGCAGCUGGUCUGGGCAGAGGCCGCCUCCCCCCAUCCUCCGGAGCCCGGGGCGCGAGAGAUGGAGGAGGCCCUGGCUGGACAGAACGGUCACUGCAUCUGCGAGGUGUGAAGGCCAUGGUCCCCACCACCGGUGACAUCCAGGGGGCUGUUGGGUCCCUAUGACUCUCCAGGACCCCACACACACAAGAGCCCCCGAGAAGGAAGAGCAAGGACCCAUCCCCUCUGACUCUGCUCAGCCCCCUCCUCUCCCGAAAUCCCUUUAGGUGAAGCCUGGAUCAGCUCCCCCUCAAAGAGAUGCCUCGGAGGUUGCUGGGACUUUCUGAAAAAUGAAUAUUGCAUUUGGGGCCCAUUUGGAUUGUCGGCAGCUCCUUUUUUUCAAUUCUGCUUUUUUGAUAAUGAAAGCAAAAACUUU